Messenger RNA from Aspergillus heteromorphus CBS 117.55, 2142 nucleotides. RefSeq names its product glycogen synthase. Gene Ontology annotation, biological process: glycogen biosynthetic process. The transcript has 4 exons. Gene Ontology annotation, molecular function: alpha-1,4-glucan glucosyltransferase (UDP-glucose donor) activity. Gene Ontology annotation, cellular component: cytoplasm. The record is from RefSeq and is a predicted model, not a curated record. Lineage: Eukaryota; Fungi; Ascomycota; Eurotiomycetes; Eurotiales; Aspergillaceae. The coding region runs from base 1 to 2142 and encodes 713 amino acids.
AUGGCCAGUGAGGAGAAUGGCCACGAGCCUAUCAAGCGCGAUGUGCGCAACCAUCUUCUCUUCGAGAUAGCCACGGAGGUGGCCAAUCGGGUCGGAGGUAUCUACUCGGUCCUGAAAUCCAAAGCCCCCGUGACUACCGCAGAGUAUGGCGAGCGCUACACCCUCAUCGGCCCCCUCAAUCGUGCGUCGGCCGCCGUCGAGGUGGAGGAGCUGACCCCGUCCAAUCCCCGCCUGAUCGAGACCAUCAAGUCCAUGAAGGAGCGCGGGAUCGAGAUCGUCUACGGUCGCUGGCUGAUCGAGGGGGCACCCCGCGUGCUCCUCAUCGACACGGGCACUGGCUACAAAUACUUGGACGAGUGGAAGGGCGAUCUGUGGAAUGCGGCUGGCAUUCCAUCACCCGCUGCCGAUACUGAGACGAACGAGGCGAUUGUCUUCGGCUACCUUGUGGCGUGGUUCCUAGGUGAAUUCAUUGCGCAUGAGCGGCGCUAUGCGGUUGUCGCCCACUUCCACGAGUGGCUGGCUGGCGUGGCCCUCCCGCUGACAAAAAGGCGGCACAUGGACCUGACGACGAUCUUCACUACCCAUGCGACUCUGCUCGGUCGGUAUCUGUGCGCCGGGUCUGUUGACUUCUACAACAACCUGCAGUUCUUCGAUGUGGAUGCAGAGGCUGGCAAGCGAGGCAUCUAUCACCGGUACUGCAUUGAGCGUGCCGCAGCGCAUACAGCUGAUGUAUUCACCACGGUUUCACACAUCACAGCCUUUGAGAGCGAACAUCUCCUCAAACGGAAGCCGGACGGCGUGCUACCCAAUGGGCUGAACGUGAAGAAGUUCUCGGCGGUGCAUGAGUUCCAGAACUUGCAUUCCCAGUCUAAAGAGAAGAUCAAUGACUUCGUCCGGGGCCACUUCUACGGCCAGAAUGACUUUGACCUAGAAAACACCCUCUAUGUGUUUACCUCCGGGCGCUACGAGUUCCGAAACAAGGGAGUCGACAUGUUCAUCGAAGGGCUAGCCCGUCUGAACCAUCGUCUGAAGAGCAGUGGAUCUAAGAUGACUGUUGUCGCAUUCAUUAUCAUGCCCGCCCAGACGUCGUCUCUUACUGUCGAGGCGCUCAAAGGCCAGGCGGUAGUGAAGUCCUUGCGCGAUACAAUCGAGAUGAUUGAGGAGGGGAUUGGAAGACGAAUGUACGAGCGUUGUCUCGCGUGGAAGGAAGGUGACAACAUGCCGGACGAGAAGGAUUUGAUCACUAGUCAGGACCGGGUGCUUCUCCGUCGCAGACUCUUUGCAAUGAAGCGGCACUCCCUGCCCCCGAUUGUCACCCACAAUAUGCUCAACGACCACGAAGAUCCGAUUCUGAACCAGAUCCGUCGUGUGCAUCUCUUCAAUCACGCUUCCGACCGAGUCAAGGUGGUCUUUCACCCGGAGUUCCUCAACUCCUCCAACCCCGUGCUCCCACUGGACUACGAUGACUUCGUUCGUGGCACGCACCUGGGGGUGUUCCCCUCCUACUAUGAGCCGUGGGGGUACACGCCGGCGGAAUGCACGGUGAUGGGUGUUCCCAGUAUUACCACCAACCUGUCUGGCUUUGGUUGCUACAUGGAGGAGUUGAUCGAGAACUCGUCCGACUACGGGAUCUACAUCGUGGACCGUCGGAUGAAGGGCGUGGAUGACUCCGUCAACCAGCUGACGGACUUCAUGUACAACUUCACCGAGAAGAGUCGGCGCCAGCGGAUCAACCAGCGAAACCGAACGGAGCGCCUGAGCGAUCUCUUGGACUGGAAAAGAAUGGGGCUGGAAUAUGUGAAAGCUCGACAGCUGGCCCUCCGGAGAGCCUAUCCCUCUUCCUUCGAGGGCCCCGAGGACAUCCACGAUAUCAUCGGCGGCACGGAACAGAAGAUAUCGCGGCCGUUGUCGGUCCCUGGCUCCCCUCGGGAUCGUUCUGGCAUGAUGACUCCCGGAGAUUUCGCGUCGUUGCAGGAAGUCAAAGAAGGGCUCAGCACGGAGGACUACAUCGCAUGGCGACUGCCUACUAGCGAAGAAGAGGAGCCGGAUGACCAUUACUUCCCCCUCACCCUGCGCACGAAGAAGAACACGGAUCGACCGGCCUCGCCGCUUGACCAGUUGUCGGUUAAUGGAGACAGUUGA